Messenger RNA from Aegilops tauschii subsp. strangulata, 405 nucleotides. RefSeq lists its product as uncharacterized. The record is from RefSeq and is a predicted model, not a curated record. Lineage: Eukaryota; Viridiplantae; Streptophyta; Magnoliopsida; Poales; Poaceae.
AUGGCCGCUUCAAGCUCCUCCAAGGACAAGUUCUUCGAGAACGUCAUAAACCCAUAUUUGCGAGAGGUGAUGCAGCACCCUCAAGCCAUCGAGUUGUGUGACGGGGUGCUCCACAUCCGCGACGUCCAGGGGCCCAAAGCGACGGGAACCGUGGAUGCCAGGCUGAAAGCUAUGGAGCAGGAAGUCUUCAAGUGCAAGAGGAUGGUGGAACAUGGACUCAAUGCCAAUCACUUCAUGAUCGCGGACUUCACCCGUGAUCUCAAGGUGUAUGGCAAAUAUAUGAAGGACAUCGUCUUCACCUUCAACGAGCAAAUCAACUUUCUGCAAAGACAAAUCUAUGAUCUCCAAAACCAAGUCUUUGAAUAUGAAGCAAGGUUUCAAGUACCAGUUAAAGAUAAGAGUUAA